CUGUUCUCUUCAACGGAUUUGAAGAAGAUGCCAGGCUGGAAAACAGUCGUCUUCUUCUCUAUUCAAGCAUUAAUGCUCGCUUUCUUCCUAAAUCAGGAUCCCAAAAUGGCCGCCAAACCACCUUCAUCAACAAAACCUUGGGCCGAUGGCCCUUGUGCUUUGAUCACGACACCGCAGUAUGCCACUAAUAAGACCGAUAUAUUCACGCUGGGCGCGACGCACAUGGCACAUAUCCACAAUGCGAUUCUGCGUGGAUACAACUCGAUAUAUCAGCAAGCGCCACACGUAACCGACGAAGACAAACCCGAAUUCAUAGGUUACGCGCAAACCUGGUUCCGCUUCGUAAAAAGUCAUCAUGACGAUGAAGAGCAGGAGUUAUUCCCGCAGGUGGAAGAAGUAGUGGGUACAUCAGGAAUAUGGGACGCGACGCAUAAAGAACACGAAGCUUUCCUAACCGGACUAUCAAACACCAACGAUUAUCUCGCUCAACUCGCCGAAGCAUUCGACUUCGACGGCUUCGAACUCCGACGCAUAAUGUCGACUUUCCAAGAGCCAUUCGCCGCACACUUCCAUUCCGAGAUCAAAACGAUCGUUUCUUUCGCCGAUCUACCUACCGCGCCCGAGCCAUCUUCUGUCAAGGCCACGCAGGCCGCCGCUGUGUUCAAGAGCUGGGGUAAGAAGACUGUGAUGAAGACGGGGUCUACUGAAGGCGUGCCUUUUCUACUGCUCAAUUUGGAUAAAACGUAUGAGGAAGGAAAGUGGGCGGCAUGGCCUCCUAUGCCAGCGCCAGUGAGGUGGGGUUUGGUGAAUGUGGGUGGGGCGUAUCACUGGGGGAGGUGGAAGUUUGCGAGUUGUGAUUCUAGUGGAAUGCCGAGAGAGCUGUAUGCGUUGCAGUUCCCGGAGAAUAAGAAGUAA
Periconia digitata is the source of this 915-nucleotide messenger RNA. The record is from the annotation of a GenBank genome assembly. Lineage: Eukaryota; Fungi; Ascomycota; Dothideomycetes; Pleosporales; Periconiaceae.